Molecule: messenger RNA, 381 nt
Organism: Ichthyophthirius multifiliis
Lineage: Eukaryota; Ciliophora; Oligohymenophorea; Hymenostomatida
Exons: 1
Source: RefSeq, a predicted model, not a curated record
AUGGAGAUGAAAAAUGGAGAUUUGAAUGUAUUGAAGAUGGUACUUCAGCUAAUUAAAUUGACUCGGGUUUCUUUUGGUUUUCAUAAAUUGGAGCUACUUUGUUUUGGGCUAUUUUGGCUUUCAUAAAUUUACUUUCAUUUGGAUUUUUUUGGGUUUUUUUUUUAUUUUAUUUUUAUUUUAUUAAAAAAAAUAGGGGACUCUUAAUAUUAUCAAUUUAGUUCUUUAUGGUGUUAACUUUAUGGGUUUUUAUAAAUGUAGAGGAGGUAAUAAUAAAAAAUGAAUUAUUUUUAUUUGAUAUUUUUCAUUUUUUUAGAACAUCAAAAAGUUAUGAAGAAUUAAAUUGCUAAAAUUGGAAUUUAAGCUUUUUCCAAUAAUUUGUGA